This is a messenger RNA of Alnus glutinosa, 922 nucleotides long. RefSeq names its product glutamate receptor 2.5-like. Lineage: Eukaryota; Viridiplantae; Streptophyta; Magnoliopsida; Fagales; Betulaceae. Gene Ontology annotation, molecular function: signaling receptor activity; ligand-gated monoatomic ion channel activity. The transcript has 2 exons. Gene Ontology annotation, cellular component: plasma membrane. The coding region runs from base 64 to 636 and encodes 190 amino acids. The record is from RefSeq and is a predicted model, not a curated record.
AUUGUACUAUGGCUUUUUGUCGUCUUGGUCCUGACAUCAAGCUACACCGCUAGUCUGUCUUCAAUGCUGACUGUUCAACAGCUGCAACCCAGUGUUACAGAUGUAGACUGGCUAAGGAAGAAUAACUUGACAGUUGGCUGCGAUGGUGAUUCAUUUGUAAGGACAUACCUGAACAAUGUUGUUGGGUUCAAUCCACAAAACAUCUUGAAUGUCACCAGCGAAUACAAUUACACAGGGGAAUUUGAAACCAAUAAUAUAUCUGCUGCCUUCCUUGAACUCCCAUACGAGAAAGUUUUCCUCAAUAAGUACUGCAACGGCUACAUUGGCACCAGACCCACCACCAGAUUUGGAGGAUUGGGCUUUAUAUUCCAAAAAGGCUCUCCAAUGGCCAGGGAUUUUUCUAAAGCCAUUCUGUCUCUAUCGGAGAACGGUAAACUAAAGGCACUGGAAGACGCAUGGUUGACUCCUCUGGAUGAGUGUUCAACCAACAUAACUUCCAACACAACUCAAAGCCUGAGCCUCCAAAGCUUUUGGGUUCUCUAUCUAAUAUCCUUUGCCACUUCCACCAUUUGUUUUCUACUAUCACUAAUUUGCUCACCAAUAAAUCGUCGGCAACAUCAGCAUAUAUGCAUAUGAAGGAAAUGUAACCCCAGAUGAUGAAAGUGUUUGGAAGAAGGCCGUUACACUAGUAAGAUACUUUCGUAUCAAAAUUACAGGAACAGCUCCUCUAGCGGACACAUUGGAUAUAAAUCCAGACACGUAGGAUGUAGUUGACACUCUGGAGCCGUCCUUCCCAGCAGCUGAAGUUGAAAUUACUACAAUGAACUCCUGACCGUAAGUCUUAAUUAGAAUAUUUUAAAUUCUCAACAUUAUUGGUUGGUUUAGUUUCCUCUCGAUGGGUUUAUUACCUUACCUUAAUGAU